AUGCUGCCGAGACACCCGGCCAGGCUGGCUCAACGGCAACCCGAUGCCCGGCCUCUUCACGCAGCGCACCCUGCUGGCGCGGGCCGUGGCCACCAUGCUGGCGAACAGUGCGGGCUACCCGGUCGGCCGCGAGGGCCCCACUGUCGCCAUGGGGAGCAACGUCGCCUACCUCAUCACCCAGGCCCUGGGGGAGGCGCACGUGGAGAAGCACGUGGGGGUGGACGUCGUGGUGCGGGGGCACCGGGAGGUGACCACCAUGGUGAUCGACGAGGAGCGCUUCGAGCACGCGAAGCGCAUCGUCUGCACCGUGGGCGGCGCCUGCGGCAUGGCGAUGCUGUUCGACUCGCCGAUCGGUGGCAUCAUUUACAUGUUCGAAGAGAUCACCUCGGUGUCAUGGCCGCUGGAGGUUACCUUUCGGGCGUUCGCAGGCACAUCGGUAUGCGCACUCGUGUCGAAGAUGCUGCUGAACUUGGUGCACAGCGACACCAAGGAGUGGGACUUCUGCUAGCGGCGACAUGCGUCCUUUGCGCUGAGCAUUUCGUUUGUGCACGAACGGAGGACGUGAUGUUAUCUGGUUGCCACGGCUGUAUGUGUGUCGCCACUUCUUACUGGGGAAGACGCAAACCUUGCUGCGGAUUCCUGAAAGCCUCGCAUUUGCAUAAUGAAAACGAUAUUGCACAUGCGGUUCUCGAUUCAAUAUCGUAUGAUGGCUUACUGAUCCCUGUGUUUUGCAAUCUGAGGCAGAGGUGUUCAUUAGCUUAG
Messenger RNA from Prorocentrum cordatum, 762 nucleotides. Lineage: Eukaryota; Dinophyceae; Prorocentrales; Prorocentraceae. The record is from the annotation of a GenBank genome assembly.